GAUCGACUAAUAAAGUGAAAUUUCAACCCACCAGCUGCUUCUUCGAUUGACAGAGGCUCUAACAAAGUGAAAGUGAAAGUGAAAUUGAAAUUGAAAUUGAAACUGACCAGCUGUUUCUUCGAUUGGGUAAUUGGAUUUGGGGGUUUUCUUGGUUUCAAUGGAAGGUAGAGGAAGAAACAGCGAAGCUGGCGGAGGGAGGAGCGGGCCUCGGCGAUGGGGAGGGCGAGCAGCGGCGAGCAGGAUUGUUAUUGGGGAGGUCGGAGAGAGAUUGGGGGUUUUCUUGGUUUCAAUGGAAGGUAGAGGAAGAAACAAAGAAGCUGGCGGAGGGAAGAGCGCAAGGGGAGGAGGAGCAGGCCUCGGCAGCGUGGAGAGCGAGCAGCGGCGAGGAGGGUCGUGAUUGGGGAGGUCGGAGAGAGAUUGGGGGGUUUCAGGGGAGGAGGAGCGGGCCUCGACGGCGGGGAUGGCGAGCAGGGUUGUGAAUGGGGAGGUCGGAGAGAUAUUGGGGGUUUUCAGGGGAGGAGGAGCGGGCCUCGACGACGGGGAGGGCGAGCAGGGUCGUGAUUGGGGAGGUCAGAAUUCUGCUAACGCUAAGACUAGGCAGACCUUCCGUUCUCCGAUUCAAGCUGCCCUUUCUUAUGGUAUAGAGCAGCGUCUGCUGGAGGUUUUAGUUGCAGACUUGCGGCCCAGCCGAUGGAGUAAGGUGCAGGCUAAGUCAGAAGCUUGUCGUCAGGUUGAGGUUCCAUGA
Linum tenue is the source of this 745-nucleotide messenger RNA. NCBI's taxonomy places the organism in Eukaryota, Viridiplantae, Streptophyta, Magnoliopsida, Malpighiales, Linaceae. The record is from the annotation of a GenBank genome assembly.